This is a messenger RNA of Phascolarctos cinereus (koala), 1470 nucleotides long. RefSeq names its product olfactory receptor 5M11-like. Gene Ontology annotation, cellular component: membrane. The record is from RefSeq and is a predicted model, not a curated record. Gene Ontology annotation, biological process: G protein-coupled receptor signaling pathway. Gene Ontology annotation, molecular function: G protein-coupled receptor activity; olfactory receptor activity. Lineage: Eukaryota; Metazoa; Chordata; Mammalia; Diprotodontia; Phascolarctidae.
UUCCUCAAAUCAAACUCUCAAAGCCAUUCAACAAUUUGCUGCUCAAGAGCAAAACAUUAGGAUUCAUCUUUUUGUGUAUUUUUAUGUGUUUAUGUUUAGGGGUGUGUGUGUUUAAAACAGAAGGCCUUUAGAAAUGACAGUCUGAAACACGAGAGAAUUUUGCAAAUUUCUUCAAAAAGAAAUUCAGUGUGCUUUCAUGGAUUAAUACUAUACUUGGUGGCAAAAAACCUACAUGCGAUUCCAGAUGCCUUUAUAUUGCAAUAUUGGGCAGAUCUUUUAUUUCUCAUGGGCCUGUUUCCUUCUAAAUGAAAUCAUCACAGCAGCAGACAUUCUCUGUGUUGUUUGGAGUUGUUGUGAAGGAAAUGUUCUGUGAAAUGCAAAGAGCCACAUUACAUUGAUUUAUUUCUCCUUUGUUUCCAUUAAUGUCAGAAGACCACGAAGACCCAGAGAAAUGCCAAGGCAAAAUAACAGCACCAGAGUAACUGAAUUUAUUCUCCUUGGUCUCACAGAACGUCCUGAACUACAAUAUAUCCUGUUUGUUGUUUUCCUUGCAAUCUAUAUGCUCACCCUAUUAGGAAAUGUUGGAACGAUCAUUUUGAUCAGACUUGAGCCCUGCCUGCAUACUCCCAUGUACUUUUUUCUUACUAACUUGGCUUUUGUAGACGUGUGCUAUUCCUCCAAUGCAACCCCACAGAUGCUGGCUAAUUUCUUAUCAGAAAGGAAGACCAUUUCCUUUGCUGGUUACUGUGUGCAGUGUUACAUUUUCAUUGCUUUACUGCUCACUGAGUUUUACAUGUUGGCUGCCAUGGCCUAUGACCGCUAUGUUGCCAUCUGCAACCCACUACACUACAGUGUGAAGAUGUCCUGGAGAGUCUGUAUCUGCCUGGCCACCUUCCCCUCCAUCUGUGGCUUCUCUGACGGGCUUCUCCAAUCCAUCCUGACAUUCCAUUUGUCCUUCUGUAGAUCCAACGUCAUCAAUCACUUCUACUGUGCUGACCCUCCUCUCAUCAAGCUGUCAUGCUCUGAUCCCUAUGUCAAAGAACAUGCCAUGAUCAUCUCGGCUGGGUUCAACCUCUCCGUCUCGCUGAUCAUCAUUCUCAUCUCCUGUGCCUUCAUCUUGGCAACCAUUCUCUGCAUUCGCUCUGCUGAGGGAAGGAAGAAGGCAUUCUCCACCUGUGGUUCUCACAUGACGGCUGUUACUUUGUUUUAUGGUACUCUCUUCUAUGUGUAUGUGAGAACAGCCACUGAUAAAAGCGUUGAGGAAUCCAAACUCAUAGCUGUGUCCUACACUUUUGUGAGUCCUGCGCUCAGCCCACUCAUGUAUAGUCUGAGAAACAGGGAUGUGAAAGCAGCUCUGAGGAAGGUGCUCAGGAGGAAUCAACUGAAGACGAUGGCUUCAAAUGCAUCACAGACCCUACUUAUUUCAGUCAAAUGGCCCUGUGGUCGGAUACAUUGAAUGAGUAAUGUGUC